This is a messenger RNA of Lytechinus pictus (painted urchin), 2676 nucleotides long. RefSeq lists its product as uncharacterized. Lineage: Eukaryota; Metazoa; Echinodermata; Echinoidea; Temnopleuroida; Toxopneustidae. Bases 466 to 1374 code for a protein of 302 amino acids. The record is from RefSeq and is a predicted model, not a curated record. The transcript is spliced from 2 exons. Gene Ontology annotation, molecular function: acetyltransferase activity.
AUUACCUCGGGCCGGAAUAAGUGAAUAUAAUAUUGAUAUAGAUUUAUAGACCGAAGAAAUUAUUCACCCAUGUACGACUCUGAAACUGUAUGCUAUUAUAAACGAAAUAUGUUUCGAUUUGGAGUUGUUUACGGAUGGUGCUUUCUUGACUUCCAGGGGUAAGCUUUUCCAGAGCCCUUCCAGAGUAAAGGGGCUACACAAGCAAAUGCUCGAUCAUCCGUAGUGUAACUUUUUUUUUGUUAUUUCAAGAUUGUGACCUGUAUAAAGCAAGGAAUCCAUUGAACUCUGCCAGUUGCGACCACGUUGACUAGUUUUAUAACUCACCAAUGCUGUGAUGUAGCCAGGAGCUUGGCCAAGAAGUACUUUGUAUAUACGAUUAGGAAGAUUUUGAAUGCUAUUCUCUGGCGUAUCGGUAACCAAUAUAGAUCCAACGGAUACGUUAAAAAAAUCAGGGGGAUCGGCACGAUGGCGACCGAUGACGAGUAUAACAUCACAGCCGAAGAAGCAUUUCGUUUCCUGCACGAUGUCUUACAGAUGGAGUGUACAGAAACGUGGAUCAAGGCCAACAAGGUUUUCUUCCUGGGAGAGUUCAUCAGAGGUAUGCACUACCACAUCCCCUUCCAGACAAUCUCAGGGAUCGCGAUUCCUGAUGGGAAACGUCGGUUACCAACGGCAGCCGACAUCAAGACAGACAUCUUCUCCAAACUAGGAGGCAUAUGUUACCAGAUCAACUUAUUCUGCUGGAUGCUGCUGCGUGCUCUUGGGUUCGAUACCCGGUUGCUGACAUCCGAUGUCUUUGGGCAGAAAGACUACCACAUCGGUGUCAUCAUCAAUGGCCUCACUGACAACGGUUCCAAGCAUCUACUGGAGGUCGGGUCCAGUUAUCCAUCUCGGCGACUCAUCCCUCUAGAUUUCGAACACUGCUCGCCGGAAUAUUCCGAUUCCUAUAUGAAGUAUCGGUUCGUCCGACAAGGGGAGGGGACGGUGAUCUUCCAGCAUAAAAUCAACACGGUUUCCUCGUUGGCGCGCAAGCAUCCUGGAUACAUCGAGGGUGAGUGGUUUUCUUUUAUCUUCUAUAACACCGAACGAUCCGUCAGUGUGUCUCAUUUCAACACUGCAAUGACCAGUAUCAUGACUGUUGUCAAUGAAGACGACUUCGCUCUUACAAGCUUGCGUUGCACGGCCUACCCCAACGGUCGUCUCGUCUGCAUCAAGGAUUCCAAACUCAUGCUGGAGGACGAAGGGCAAGAGGUGCAGUAUUCUCACUUCCGGUCACGUGACGAGUUUCUAGAAGCUUUUCAGCGCCAUUUUCCUCAGUUUACGGAGAGUAUGAUCCGAGCCGCUAUGAAAAAUAUUCAGUUCAAACUGCCAUGAACUUUGACUUCAUUAAUAAUUAUUUCUAAAAAAUAUGAAAUUGUUUAUGGGUAUCCGGAAGGGCUUCAUCAACCAAUCUCUUGGCAGGAUCUGCCUGAUCACCUUACCUUUUACCAACAUGAUAAAGCAAAUUUAAAUUGCAUUUUCAUACUUAUAAAAGGUAAAUAUAGCCUCGGUAAAAGGGGAACAACUACAGAAGUUCACUAUACUCUAUAAGAUUAUGUGCAUUGUAACUUUUUGUAAGCCUAACUGAAAUAGUGGUGGUGCUGGGAAAAAUCCAAAAUGGUAAUGGUUGAUCAUUAUAAGGGUUGAAAUUGUCAUGUUUAAACCUAUGGUCUAUUUUGCACUUUGCUUUCCGUACUUCUCUUAAAGGGAUGGUCCAGGCUGGAAAUAUUUAUAUCUCAAUAAAUAGAGUAAAAUUCACAGAGCAAAAUGCUGAAAAUUUCAUCAAAAUCGGAUAACAAAUAAUAAAGUUAUUGAAUUUUAAAGAUCUACACUAUUCCGGUGAAACAGUUCUAUAGGCAUGUCUUUAUGAAUAUUCAUUAGGUGGGUUGAUGAUGUCAUAUCCCCACUUGUUCUUUUGUAUUUUAUUAUAUGAAAUUAGGUUUAUUCAAAAAUUUCGACCAAGAACUAAAACAAUUGGAUUGACAACUGAUUAAGUGCAUUAGUUACUUAUUGCCGCAACUUAUUUCAUCAUAGUGGAGACGCAUCAUCUACACACGUAUGAAAAAAUGAAACUUUUAUGAUUUCAUGUAAUAACAUAAGAAAAGGGAAAGUGGAGAUGUGAGAUCAUCAGCCCACCUCAUGAAUAUUCAUGAUGAUGUGCAAAUAAAUGUUUUCACAAAAUAUUGAUAAACUUUAAAAUUCACCAACUUCGUUAUUUGUUAUCCGAUUUUGAUGAAAUUUUCAGCAUUUUGCUCUGUGAAUUUUAGUUUAUUUAUUUAAUUAUAAAUAUUUUUAGCCCGGGCCAUCACUUUCCAUGUCUAUGUAAUUCGUUGUUACGCCCGUUUCUCCCACAAUACAUACAUUCCCAUUGCCACUCCAACUACAUGUUUCUAUUUUUAGUUAGUCGGGUGCAUGGCCUUAUUCUCAUAUUCAGAAUAUUCUUCUCCACUCAUAAUCCUCAUAUAUCAUCCUUAUUGGUUCACCGUUAACCAUCGGUUCUUCCAUUUUUUGUUCUUCCAUUCCCUCAUUCUCUAUUGGUUAAGUUGAUCAUAUAUUAUUACCCUUUCUGUGAAUAUUUUGUUUUAAAUAUGAUAAUCUAUAGUGUGGUCUGGAUUUCCGUUCAAUAAAUCAGAGCAU